AUGCCGGGCCGGCCUCAGAUGAGUGUGUCGGAUUUUGUAUCAGAGCUGCGCGGCAUCGUGUGUGCGACGAAGGAUGUGGCGGUGGAGGAGGAGAUUUGUGAGUCUACCUCAUGCUUCAGCACAUAUGAGAACUUCAAGGAUUACUGCUGCAACAAGGCCUUUGAGGUCAUCGGGGACGACAACCAGUACAAGCGGUACUUCUCUCAAUGCAAGGAGAACGCCGAUGUCUGGGCGAUCAAGGUUCACGCGGGGGUGCAGCAGGUGAUGGGAGACAUCAAGUCUGUGCAGGCCAUGGUGGAGACGCUGCAGACACAGGGGAAGGAGAAGCUGUACCGUCUCUGCCUGGAGGUGAUGACGAGCUCCGCACCCCCCGUACGACGGAAGAAUGGGUGGUUCAUCUGCAGCAUCUCGGGAGCCAGGUCGGACAUGUGCGUGGAGGUGGGAAGGCAGGGGAAGGAUUCAUUCUCGAUUGUGGUUCACCAGAAGUUCUCCCCCUUUAUCCUCUAUCUGUGGUUCUGCUGCAAGAUCGAGCACAUCGUCAAGAACCAGGUGCGGGUAUGGGUCGGGAGACAGGACACCGACGAAGUCGACCAGCUUUGCAGGCUCUUCCAGGAUGACGACGCCCUCGUGCAGAGGUGGUACAGCAUCUUCCGCUGCUCCGUAGCCCAUGUAAAGCUGUCUAUAUUGAAGGAGUCUAGGAGCCACUCCGUAGGUAUUUCAUAG
Messenger RNA from Guillardia theta CCMP2712, 723 nucleotides. RefSeq lists its product as hypothetical. NCBI's taxonomy places the organism in Eukaryota, Cryptophyceae, Pyrenomonadales, Geminigeraceae. The record is from RefSeq and is a predicted model, not a curated record. The transcript has a single exon. The coding region runs from base 1 to 723 and encodes 240 amino acids.